Messenger RNA from Bombina bombina (fire-bellied toad), 857 nucleotides. RefSeq names its product glutathione S-transferase kappa 1 (gene GSTK1). Gene Ontology annotation, biological process: glutathione metabolic process. The record is from RefSeq and is a predicted model, not a curated record. Gene Ontology annotation, molecular function: glutathione transferase activity; glutathione peroxidase activity. Gene Ontology annotation, cellular component: peroxisome; mitochondrion. The coding region runs from base 76 to 753 and encodes 225 amino acids. NCBI's taxonomy places the organism in Eukaryota, Metazoa, Chordata, Amphibia, Anura, Bombinatoridae. The transcript is spliced from 8 exons.
GGGUGUCGCCGCCAAGUGCCGCUAGUGCUCUUUCGGCCUUUGCCCCGCUCAGUGUUUACUCACUCAGUCGGUAAAAUGUCAGGUGGCCGCAGGCAGCUUCUGGAACUCUUCUAUGAUGUCGUCUCCCCGUACUCCUGGUUCGGGUUCGAGAUACUCUGUCGAUAUCGUAACAUCUGGAAUGUGGACAUACGCCUGCGCCCAGGGUUCCUUGGUGGGAUUAUGCAUGCGUCAGGUAACAAAGCACCUGCGCUGGUCCCUAACAAAGGCGCUUACAUGAACCUGGACCUGAAGAGACUGUCAGAGUUUUGCCAAGUUCCUCUUCGUCAGCCCAGUGAUUUCUUCGAAGUUGUCAUAAAAAAAGGCAGUCUCUCUGCUAUGCGUUUUCUCACGGCUGUGGAGAUGUCGCACCCAGAAUUUGUGGAGUCGGUAUCCCGAGAAUUGUGGAGACGGAUCUGGUCGGAGGACAAGGAUAUUACUGAGCCUGCCAGUAUAUUAGAGGCUGCAAGAAAGGCCGGACUGCCUGAGGAUCAGACCAGCAAGCUGCUGGAACAAAUCUCAUUGCCCUCUGUAAAAAACAAACUCAAGGAAACCACUGAUGAGGCUCUGAAAUAUGGGGCGUUCGGGAUGCCCACUCUCGUGGCUCACAUUGAUGGCAAGCCUCACAUGUACUUCGGGUCGGAUCGCUUUGAAUUAAUAGCGCACCAGCUGGGUGAGAAGUGGCUGGGUCCAGUGCCGCAGAAAUCGCGCUUGUAAGUCGUCUAACCAAGAACAAGUAAUUCUCAGCUGCGUCACAUGUAAAUGAUUUGUAUAUUCCAGUGAUUUCUAGUUAUUCUGCUUAAUAAAUUCCUCAAUGUUUA